AUGGUCCCCCAUGCACCAGGUGAGAUUGGGUUUGAGCCCACUUUCAAGGUGCUGCGCAAUGAGCCUGCGGGCCACUACCUGGAACAACGAGUGCCGUCCUUUUGUGAUCGCAUUUUGUUCCACUCUGCCCCGUCGCGGCGAAGUAAUGUGGCGGUGGUGGAGUAUCGCAAUGUGCCCAGUCUAAUGACGAGUGACCACAAGCCUGUGACAGCAACCUUUGCCUUGACGAUACCACGGCCAAUCAAGAAGGUGAAGAAACAGUUCCAUUCCGGUGACUACUACACCGUUGAAUUUAAGACGGUGUCCAUGGCUGUGGUUGAUGAGGUGGAUAUGGUGCUGGAUGUGGUGGGGGGUGCGGUGCGAGGCCUGUACAA
Messenger RNA from Sphaeroforma arctica JP610, 374 nucleotides. RefSeq lists its product as hypothetical. NCBI's taxonomy places the organism in Eukaryota, Ichthyosporea, Ichthyophonida. Gene Ontology annotation, biological process: phosphatidylinositol dephosphorylation. The record is from RefSeq and is a predicted model, not a curated record. The annotation marks the transcript as partial. The transcript has 3 exons.